AAUAAAUAAAAUUUAACAAUACCUACUUAAAACUCAGAAUAGGGAAAUUAUGUCCCCAAAAAAAGGUCACAGUCGUAUACUUUUAAAUUGCGGCCUGUGUUCUUUUAAAGCAGUAAAGCAAAACGAUGAAUAUUGAAAUCGCCAAUACAACAGUUUUAUUGUGGGACAUGUUCUACUUGGGUAAUCCUCAUCGACAUAUGUACAAGGACAUCAAACACUUACCACAUAUAUACGCACAGGCUUGGCCAUACUUCUUGACUUUAUUGGUGUUAGAAAACGGAUUGCGGCUAUGGCAAAGAAAAGAAAUCCUUAGACUUAACGACAGCAUUACCUCGAUGAGCCAUGCCAUCUUGCAAGAGUGUGCCAAAUUGUUUUAUAGAGGAUCAGAACAUUGUUUAUACUUUUGGAUCUAUAACAACUAUAAGAUUUGUGAACUACCUUGGAAUUCUGUAGCUUUCUGGUACUGUUCAGCUAUUGCAGUUGAUUUCUGUUAUUAUUGGAUGCACAGAGCCAGUCAUGAAAUUCAUAUAUUCUGGGCUCAACACCAGGUUCACCACAGUUCCGAGGAAUUUAAUGUUACUGUCGGGAUAAGACAAUCGGUAUUUCAAAGUUUAGUGGGAAUCGUGUGCUACGCUCCUUUGGCUUUAUUUGUUCCACCAGUCUUGUUGUUGGUACAUCAACAGUUGAGUCUCUUAUACCAGAUUUGGAUCCACACCGAAACAAUAACAACUAUUGGACCGCUGGGUUAUGUUUUAAACACCCCGGCAUACCAUAGGGUGCAUCACGGGAGCAAUCUAUACUGUUUGGAUAAGAACUACGGAGGCGUAUUAAUUAUAUGGGACAGGAUAUUCGGAACGUUCCAAGACUUCUAUCCGAACAAGCCCAUCACGUAUGGCUUAGUAUACCAAAAAAAUUCAUUUAAUCCUCUAUCCUUGCAAUUUUUCUACAAUUUAAAUUUAUAUUAUAAAUGGAACAGUAUGAAGGGUUGGAAGAACAAACUGAGAUCGGUCAUCAAGGGACCAAGUUGGGUACCAGGUCUGUCGUGGACAGGUCACGACGGAAGGCGCGCCAGUGUUGCAGGACGUAGAAAAAAAUACGAUGUGAAGAUAUCGUAUGCGCUUAAGUCAUAUUUACUAGUUCAUUUCGUUUCAGUCGUUAAUGGCUACUUCACUUUGACAACAAUUCCUCGUUCUGAAAUUAAUAUUACGUGCAUGGCAAUUUCUACGUUUUAUGUUGUCUGGUCAUUGACGAGCAUAGGCUUGAUGUUCGAGAAGUCCUCGUGGUCAAAAUGCUUUGAAUUCUCAAGAUGCUUAACCAUGUUCGUUCAUCUAAUAUAUUUGGAACCACAACCAUUUUUGAGUGAAUUAACUGUCAUCGUAUAUCAAUCGUUAAUGGGCACUUCGGUUGUUGUUUGGGCCAUAACAUGUUUGAUGCGUUAACUUCUCCUAACUUCACCUAAAAAAAUCUAUUGUACCUUUGUUUGUGUCGUAAAAAUCUUCACUAUUAAGUCACCAACUAGUCGUCAGUCAAAAAUAAUGCGCACGUCAAUAGAAUAAUAACAUUUGGAGAACGUUUUAUUACAACUUUAGAGUCGUCCGUUUUACGUUUUGUGGUUAAUAAUAUGCGAACAAACGAAAACUUAUUUUACUUGUAGAAAAAUGAUGAAUUAUUUGACGACUUAA
Myzus persicae (green peach aphid) is the source of this 1682-nucleotide messenger RNA. RefSeq names its product alkylglycerol monooxygenase-like. Gene Ontology annotation, cellular component: endoplasmic reticulum. The coding region runs from base 126 to 1439 and encodes 437 amino acids. Lineage: Eukaryota; Metazoa; Arthropoda; Insecta; Hemiptera; Aphididae. Gene Ontology annotation, molecular function: iron ion binding; oxidoreductase activity. The record is from RefSeq and is a predicted model, not a curated record. The transcript has 10 exons. Gene Ontology annotation, biological process: lipid biosynthetic process.